Molecule: messenger RNA, 1194 nt
Organism: Helianthus annuus (common sunflower)
Lineage: Eukaryota; Viridiplantae; Streptophyta; Magnoliopsida; Asterales; Asteraceae
Product: zinc finger protein 1
Exons: 1
Coding region: 173-991 (272 amino acids)
Biological process (GO): negative regulation of abscisic acid-activated signaling pathway
Source: RefSeq, a predicted model, not a curated record
CUCAAAUCAUGUCUUUAGUCUUUAUCUAGGAAAUCUCUUUCACAUAGUAUUUUUCCACUUAAAGCACAAAGCACUCACUUUCCAUAAACAAUUUCUUCCCCCCUUUCAGUUUCACAUGCCCCUUCAACCCAAGAUAGAGGCCCUAAAACACUACUUGUACGCUAGCUAGCUCAUGGAAAUAUCAUAUGAUCUAUUGCCAGAUGCCAAGAAGAUUGGAACUUGUGAUGCUCCUAAACAAGAUGAUGAUGACCAAGAAACAAAGACACAAACUUUAGAUGAUGAUGAUGAUGAUGAUGGUUCAAGAUUGAAUCAAGAACUGAAUCUUAUAGAUAGUUUCAACAUGGGUAACUCAUCAGAAAGUACAACACAACAAGCAUCAGAUUCAACUGAGCCUAGGGUUUUCUCCUGCAACUACUGUCAAAGAAAGUUCUACAGCUCACAGGCACUAGGGGGUCACCAAAAUGCCCACAAAAGGGAAAGGAAUCUUGCAAAAAGAAGCCAAAGAAUGGGGUUUCUUUCAAAUCCAAUGAUUUCAGCAGCUGCAGCUUUUGGCCACACAUAUAUGCAUCAACAACACCACCAUGAUCAAAAUUACUGUUCUACCCUUUCUUCACUUCCUCUUCAUGGCUAUAACAACAACAACAACAGUCACAGAUCACUUGGAAUUCAGGUACACUCAAUGAUCCACAAACCUUCUAAUUCUAUGUUUUCGGCUUCGAAUUCUUCGGGUUUCAAGAGCUUUUAUGGGUCAAAAGGAUGGUCAUCAAGACCUCAUGUUGAUCAGCAACCAGCUAUAGGGAAGCUCAACAUAGCAGGCUACCCCUCAAGCCUGGCCGGAGCUCCACCGUCCCACGGUGGUGUUGGGCGGUUUGAGGUGGUUAGGACUGGAAUGAGUUCAAUGGCUAAGGAUGAAGUUGGUGGUUUAUGGUGGCCGGAGUUGAAGACCAAUCAAGAUGAGUCUCAGAAACUUGAUUUGUCACUCAAGCUCUAGUCAACUCACCCUUGACUUGAUCCAUUAGUUCAGUUACAUAUAUAUUUUUUCUUCUUCUUAAAUGUUCUGGUUGAGAAUCCAUGAUACUUAUGUUUCUUUUUGUUUAAUUUUUCUUUUUUGAAAUUGAAAAUAGUGUGUAAAUUUAGAUCUUGGAAAGAUUGCUUCAGAUAUUGUUCUUUUAUGUAUUUUGUAAGUUUUCCUUA